Molecule: messenger RNA, 15990 nt
Organism: Dreissena polymorpha
Lineage: Eukaryota; Metazoa; Mollusca; Bivalvia; Myida; Dreissenidae
Product: dystonin-like
Exons: 54
Coding region: 351-10985 (3544 amino acids)
Biological process (GO): intermediate filament cytoskeleton organization; wound healing
Cellular component (GO): cytoplasm; cytoskeleton; intermediate filament
Molecular function (GO): microtubule binding; calcium ion binding; structural molecule activity
Source: RefSeq, a predicted model, not a curated record
CCUUGGGCAUAAACGGACAGAAAACACCUAUCUGGUUUUGACGUUAAAUUAUUUAACUGGAUACGGUAGCUGAAUAUUCUAACUGCCAACUGUAUGUUGACCAUGUUCGGUCAACAAAAUGUUGGUGAUCAUUAACACAUGCGGGUUUUCGAAGUGUGCGUGUUAAACUGUGGGAUUUCGAGUGUAAAUAGUAUGCGUUAGUUAAUGUAAUAUUUGUACAUGUACGUAAAUUGGAUAGGCAUUAAAGCGCUAUUAGUGGGAUUUAAAUCCGUGAUUUUAGUGUACCUUUUCGCACCUUGGAUAAUUGAUAUAAGAGCUCCAGACGGCUUACUGGUUAUUUAAGAUAAAAGAUGAGCUCCAAAAAGGAUCAAAUGACUUUGGAGCAAUGUUUCGAUUUACUCAAACAGAAACAGGUGGCCAUACAAGAACUUGCGUUCCAUAGCAACCAACUUGGUGUCCAACAACAACUGGACAGUCUUCGAGAGCUGACAAAAGACUUCAAAUCAUUGAAACGGAAAGUAGACGAGUUCAAGAAGUCAAAGAAGCCCCUUCAAGAUGCGCCAGCCCUUGAAGUGGAAUAUGCACUGUUGGAGGACCAAGCAUUACAGAAGAAGCGCUGCCUGGAGUCAGUGCUGUAUGUUUGUGAGGUGGAAAAUGUGCUACAGAAUGCCCAGACAGAGUUUGAGGAGCGAGGCCUGUACCUGGUGGAGAGGCGGGGCGUGUUUGACAGCAUGUACAGACCAGAACACAUGGAGACGUCAGCCAGGAUGCAUCGGGACUGUGUGUACACAAUGCGUCGUAGCUGGGCCUGGCUUGGCAUAGUAUCCAGAUGUAUGGAGGUCCACCUGGCCAAUGCUGCAGAAUAUCACCAGUAUUUUCAUGAGGCCCAGUACCUGUAUGAGGACAUGCAACAGUACCUGGCCUGGCUGAACUCUGAAAACAUGAGACAAAGGGUGGAAACACUCGAGCCAUCAACCAUCAUAAAACACAUACGGGAUGUGACCAACCGACUUCACGACUAUGAGAGCCGCGUGGAGCGUCUGUCCGGACGUAGUGCGGACGUGUACCCCAUACAUCUACGUAAGGAGGUGGAAGAGUUUGGAAUCAAAGGGAGAGCUCUUGUCGACUACAAACACAAUGAGGUGUCACUCAAGGAAGGUGACGAGUGUAUCGUGCUGAACAACACAGAUGGGGAGGUCUGGCAGAUACGCUGUAGUGACAGUACUGAGACAGAGGUACCUGGCAUUGUGCUGGUCAUACCUCCACCGGAUAAACUGGCAUAUGAUGAGGCACAGAGAGCCAAGGACCAGCUGCAGAUCAACUGGGACACGAGCGUUCAACGUCUGCGUACUCAGCUCACCCAGUACCUGACGGCCUCCGCAGAGGACACCACUGUGAAAGAAUUCUACAGCAUUUCAUCCAAUCAGAAGGCAGACCUGAUGAAGCUCAUGAAUGAGGCGGUGCAAGUGUUACGACCCCCGCCUGACCAAGAUGACCUUGACUACCGUGACCUGGUCUCACAGGCAACAAGCUUCAGGAAGAUACUGAGUCAGGUGAAACCAAGCGCCAAAGAGACUCAGAACGGAACCACGCUGACAUGGCAGGCAAACAGCAAAACUCUCAUGGUGUAUAAGGAGUUGCUCACGUAUGCCAAGGCCUACAGACAGAGCCUGCUGUCCUCCAGAGAGAAGACUGGGGUGCUGCUGUCCGAGUCCACAGGUCCCAUCUACUCCACCAAGGCAUACUUCCAAAAGGCUCUGCCUCUGACAGACGUUGACGUUCUGACCAAGCAGACCUGUACCACGCUGGUGAAGUCUGAGCUCUACAUACACGAGCGUCGACCCGGCAAAUCACCCAUCCCACCACCCCGUAGACGUCAGAAGCUGCGCCGCGUGGCGUCAACGAUUACGUCUGAUACGUUGAGUGGGGUGGUGAAAGAAACUACACCGUUUGUUAUCACGGGUGUGUUAGAUCCUGUCACUAGAAAGCCGAUGAGCGUGUUCCAGGCAUUGUCCAAUGGAAUACUGGACCAGAUCAGCGGCACAUACAGGAACCCUACCACUGGAGAGACCAUGUCCAUACCAGAGGCCAUACAGCGUGGGCUGGUCCUGGCUGACUUCAACCAAAACCUGACCAAUGGUGAUUCACACCAUGGUGGGUUCUCACCGAUUCGGAACAAAAUGGAGACCAUGUUGUACCCAGUGGAAGGAGUCAUUGAUUCCAAAACUGGCGAAUGGGUCGGAGUGAAGGAGGCCAUUACUGCAGGAAUUAUCGACCCACGUACGGGCCAGUACACAAACCCUCUCACGGGUGAGAAAAUGAGCAUUCUAGAAGCCGUUCAAAGUGGAUAUUUGGUUGCGGAUCCAGCAUUACUUGACGAAAUCACUGAAGAGAAUGGCAUGUACACCUGCGUGGAUUUCUCUGACAUUUCUCAUGAGGUUUUAUCCGUGAUGAAUCCAAGUACAGGGGAGGAGUUGACAUUAAAACGGGCAAUUCAGGACGGAGUGAUUGAUCCAGCGAAUUCGCUGUACCGGAACCCUCAUACUGGCGAAACCAUGUCCGUACAGGAUGCCAUUAAAAAGGGGCUUAUUAAAGUAAGGCCGGUGGAUGCGAGUACUCCCAGUGAAAAUGUGUUGACUUUCAAACAGCUUCAUAUCAAGAAACAGCGGUUUAUUGCGGGUGUGGGGGACAUUUUUGAAGGUGAUGAUGAUGUAGACGGUCUACAAAGGGAUCCAAACAAGAAAAUGGCAGAGAGCUUAAGAUCAAAACAUGACGUGUCUGUUCCUUUGAUGAAGAAUUCUGGAAAGCGUGAUAUUUCUCUAGAAGAUGCGAUAUCGCAAGGUCUUAUUGAUUUUGUCAAAAACCAGUUUUGUCCUCCUGGUGGCAGUGCUAUGUCGAUAGAAGAUGCUGUCCAAAAUGGCUUUAUCUCAGCUCAAGCUGCCAAACAAAUUCUUGACAUUUACAGCGACAAUUCCAUUGGUCAGCUGAUAAAGGAUGGAAAGUUUGACCCUGACACAGGUCUUGUAACUGACCCAAAUACAGGACACACCAUAACGCUGCAAGCAGCUAUAGCGCAAAGGAUUCUGGACCCGAGUUCUGUGUAUCUGUAUGACAACACGGCUGGCAAGGUGGUAUCACUAACAGCUGCCAUAGACAGUGGCCUUUUUGAUCCAAACACAGGAAUGUUUGUCGAUCCUAAUACUGGGGAGCAGAUAAGUCUGUCAGAGGCUAUGGCUAGGGGUCUUAUUCAACCUGAUAUUAAUUCAAGUGAUAUUAUUGACAAUAGACAGCUGCUUGCAAAAUUGGGGGCAAAAACAGACAUGGGAGUGAAAUGUGUUCACGGUCCGAAUCCCAGUGAACAGAUGUCGUUAGAAGAUGCAAUCAAAGCAGGUAUUCUUGAUUUAAAGAAUGGAAAAUACAAGAAUCCAGUGACAGGGGAGGUGAUGUCUAUAGCUGACGCUAUAAAAGCAGGGAAAAUUGAUCCUCGUUUAGUUGUACCACUUUUAGAAAUGUUGAAUGAAAUGUCACUGAAGGAUGCCUCAGAUAACGGUGUACUAGAUUUGAAGACCGGCAUGGUAGUUGACCCGCUGACAGGUGACAAUAUGUCUAUCAAUGCUGCAAUUGCUGCAGGAGUAUUUGAUCCCAACUGUGUGAUGCUCGUUGACAAACUAACCGGAAACAUCGUAAGCCUAGGAUCACUUAUGGACAAUGGGGCUUUUGAUCCUGUAUCUGGACGUUACAUCGACCCUAAAACAAAGGAGAAGAUAACUCUUGCUGAAGCCAUAAAACGGGGCUACAUCGACCCAGAGGUGGAUCCUAACAAAUUUGCAGACACUUCAGCAACAUUACGAGAUUUGAUUGACAAUAACCGAGUGAAUCCAAGAACGACAAGUUUUGUCACGCCAAACGACCAGAAAAUGUCGUUACGCGACGCUUUAGCCAAUGGUUUCCUUACGAUGUCAUCGAAAGUGAAGGUCGACCCCGAGACAGGGGACGUCAGUCUGGCGAGCGACGAAGGCAUUGUGAAGAGUUUGCUUGACAUCAAGGACCAAUCAGAAUGGCUGCAGGACGUGGAGCGACGCCUGGCAACACAGAGACACCCAAGUGAGAUUUCAGAGAGACUUGAGAAACAGCGAGAGGACUGCCAUGACUUUCACCAAAGUGUUGAUCAAAAGCAGGACGAGAUUCGAGGGUCAAUCAAGGAGGCAGAGUCACUGGUCGCAACCGGUUUAACCGAUAAAAAGGACGAAAGUGCUCAGCAGCUGCAGAAACUCAAAUCAAGCGCAACCGAUCUGAAAGUCCGCUUGGAUGCGACGGUUGCGGAGACAUCAAAGCGAUGCAAGCGCCUGGAUAACAUGUGCGAUGAUCUGGAGGACUUCUACAGCCAGCUACAGGACCUAGAUCAGUGGUUAGACGAGGCCAUAGAGCGGGCUGUGGAGCUGAAAACUGGGAAAGAUGCCAUCGAUGUGCAGUAUGCCAGCUUCAAGGAGUUCAUGGAAGAGGUACAGUCCAAGGAGGAAGAGAUCACUAAGGUGACCAAGAGGGCCGACAACUUCAAGGAACAGGCACAGGAAUUUGAAAAGGAGGCCGACACAUUCAGGAAACGCCUGCAGUUCAUGCCACCAAUACAGGAGGAAGGAGAGGGUCAAGUCAUCGAUAAAGAACUUGAAGCUGUAGAAUCUAAAUAUAAAGACAUCUCCAGGGAUUGCGUGAAGCAUCUUGACAAACUUUCUGGGCUUGCAAAACACAAGAAAACAUUUGACGAACUGGCUGAGAAACUUGGAAGCAUUUAUCCAGUGAUUGAACAAAGUCUAGGUGAGAUUGAUGAAGCAAACUUUGGUAAAAAUGCUGAUCAGGAUAAACAAAACUGUGCUCAGUUGAAGGACCUGAAAACAGAUCUGAUUGGUCAGGAAAGGAAGCUGAAAGAAUUUGUCAAUGCUGGUGAUAAGCUUAUGGCAGGUCUGUUGGAGAUGAAUAUGCCAGAUCUGGUUGACGAGACAAAGGAGAGGGUCAAGGAGAUUAAAGACAAGCAUGAAGCUCUUAAUGAGGAAAUCACAGAUAAGGAACAAAGUCUGGAUGCUGCUGUGUCACAACAGGAGAGUGUGAUGAACAGACUUGAAGGUCUGAAAGAGUGGGCUUCCGAAGCAGAGAAUCAACUAGAUGAAAGACCACUGAUAAGUCUGGACAAGGAUAAGCUGAAUCAACAACUGCAGGAACAGCGUUUGACGAACUCUGAGAUAGAAACGAACAAAGCGCUGAUAGAGCGAUUGUCAAGUGAGGCACAGGACACACCUUCUGCUCAGGAUGCUGCAGAGGCUUUAUCAGAUCUGACAGACCUUUUGGGUGAGAUUGAGCACAAGGCAGAAAUACGGACGUAUGAGCUGGAGGAAGUGUUGUCUAGCAUCAAUGAUAUCGACACACUUGUUGCCAAUGUGGAUGGAUGGGUCACUGAAGCAAUAGCAUCACUCACAAACAAGGCAAAAGGAACAAACCAAAAGGCCAUGAAAACCAAGGUCGAUGCCCUUUACAUGGAGAAACGCGAGAGGGAGUUUGACAUGGAGAAUCUCCGCAACACAUCUCGCAAGCUGAUGGACGAUGACCGAGUGUGUGACCAGUUUGUAAUGAAGGAAGGCCUGAUGGACGUGGAAGCCAAGUGGCAUGAACUUACAGAGCUGCUGGUACAGCACGUCUCUUUGGAGGCUCUCACAGAGGUGGACAGUAUGCUGCGAUACCUAGACAAGGCAGAGAACGACAUCAACACUGCAGAACCAAUCAGCAUUGAACCUGAAACACUGGGCGUCCAGCUGAAAGAAAAUGUGUCGUUCAAUGGAGAACUUCAUGAUAAGAGAAAUGCAGUGAAGGACAUCAUCAACAAGUGUAACAAGAUGCUCCGGGAGACGACCAACUCUCAGACCGACGCAAUCAAGAGCAGGCUGGAGGAUAUUAAAGCACAGGCUGACAUAGUGUGUCACCUGAGUGCAGACCGCCUACAGCAGCUGGAGGCUGCUCUCCCAUUGGCCACGUCGUUCAGCGAGAGUCACGCAGAGGUGUCCGGUUGGCUUGAGGAAAUGGAGGCGGAGUUAAAGACGCAGGGGCGGCCCGGCGAGUCUCUGGAACAAGUGCGGAAGCAGCACGAUGGAUUGAAGUCCACUCAGCAAACUAUAGACGACAGAAAGCCAUUCAUUGAUGACCUCAAUGCCACGGGUCUGGAACUAAUGGAGCUCUGCGGAGACAGUGACGCCAGCGAGAUCCAGACCAAACUGGUCAACGUCAAUGACAGGUUCGUCAAGUUGAAGAUGCAGGCCAGGACAAAACUGCGUGAACUGACCGACAUACGGCAGAACAUGACACAGGAGGUAUCAGAUGGCCUAGACAACCUGCUUGAGGACCUAUCAGGUCUCAACCGGAUCAUCGUCAACGCCGACCCCAUAUCAGCCAGCCCGGACAAACUGAAAGAUGACAUUGAGGAGAACAGGAUCAUCCAGGAGGAGCUGGAGAGGUCCCGGCCCCACAUACAGCGAGCUAUUGAGGGGGCCAAGAGGCUGGUGAACCAGGGCAAUGAGGACGAGAUUGAAGCGGAAGAUAUCAAGCAGAAGAUCAUGGAGCUUAACGGACUGGCCAAUCAGAUUAAAGAUGGGGCCCAGGCUCGUGACCAAUCCCUGAAGGAGGCUCUAGACAUGGCAGAGAAGUUCCAUGACCUUUGUGGCGAGGUCAUGUCGAACCUUCGGGAUCUGAAGGACAACAUCAUCUCACAGGAGCCGCCUGGAGUCGAUCCUCAAACAGUGAAGGAGCAGCAGAAGGAACUGAAGGAAUUACGAAAGGAGUUGGGCAAGACUCGUCUCACUCUGGACGAAUGUCGACAGAAAGGCGAGCAUCUAGGAACGCUUGUUGGAGAGCCAGGUCAGAUCGAGGUGCGUAAACAGCUUGAGGACAUUCAGAACCUCGCUGACGACGUUCACGACAUCGCCAAGGACCGUGAUGAGGACCUGCAGGUGGCGCUUGGCCAUGCGGAACGCUUCCAGCAACUACAUGAGGCAUUAGAAGAAUGGUUACCAUUGGAAGAAAAUAAACUAGCCAGCAUGAAACCGGUUUCACAUGACCUUGACCUGUUAGGUCAGCAACUGGAAGAGCUCAAGUUAAUGAAAGCCUCAGUUCACCCGCGCGUCACUGACAUUCAGCAGUUAAACCAAGAGUUAUCUGCCCUAAAGGACAUGUCCCAUGUAGCUGCUGCUACUCUACAGCGCCCUGUUGAUGAUAUCAAUAACAAAUGGAGCGAGAUUUUACGUGCCUUAAAUGACCGAGAGGUUAUGGGGCACAUGCAUUUGGCCAGGUUACAGGAUGCUCAAUGCGAGAUUGGGGAUGUAGAGAGGGGGAUGUUAGAGGUCACGGCUGCAUUGGAGCGUGCUAUGACGGAGCUCAACCUUAUGGACAUAGUCACUGGCGAUGCUAAGUGCCUGGAGAAACACCUGAAGAAGUUGAAUCUGCUGCAGUCCGAUGUUAAGAGUAAAGAGAAGGCCUCAAGGAAGCUCGCCAAGGCCCUGGACACGCUGCUAGCCCGAGGUCAAGUGGACAGCGGUCACGUGCAGGGCGUCCAGGCGGAGAUGAGUGAGAUGUUGAGACGGGUGCAGGCUGACUCCAAGGAUAAGGAGGCCAAGCUUCAGGAGAAGCUCAGACAGAUGAAGAAGUUCCUGGGAGAUGCAGAUGACAUGAUCCAGUGGCUGGGAGAUCUACGGACUGAACUCAAGUCCAACACACCAUUCGGGGCUCUACAUGAGACAGCCAAAAAGCAGUUUGACACCUUCACUGAGCGUCACCAGCAGUUACAACAGAGGGAGGAGCCAACCAGGGCCCUGCUGGAGAAAGGGCAGGAGUACCUGGAGGUGUGCCCACCAGAGGACGUGGUGCAGGUGUCCAACCGCAUGAGGAGGCUAAAGGAUCUGUGGGCCGACACUUUGGACAGGGCUCAGAAACGAAAGGCCAAGAUGGAUGAGCACCUGGUGAACAUUGAUGAGUUCCAUGGCACGCUGAAGAACUUCACAGACUGGCUGAACAACGCGGAGAUCACCAUGAGGGGCUUCAAGUACCCCAGCAAACUGGUGCCCAAGAUACUUAAACAGAUUGAGGACCACAAUGCCCUGAAGACAGAGCUGGACUCCCAGGUAGGGAAGAUGCACAUCCUGGAGCGUACCGGCACCUACCUGAAGCACUUUGGGCGCAAGCAGGACACCAUCUACAUUAAGAACCUCCUGGUUGGCAUCCGGCUGCGCUGGAAGAAGCUGCUGCGCCGCACGGACGAGCGGGGCCGACUGUUCAAGACCGCGUACAAGGAGGACAAGCGGUUCUACGAUGCAUGGAAGGCGCUCUGUGACUGGCUGGAUGAGAGCACUCCAAGACUGUCCAAGUUUAUGUCCCCUGGGUACUCAUCGAAACAAGACGUGGAGGAACUGAAGGAGGAAACAGGUUUAGACUUGGAGAGGUUUCAACACCUUCUCGCCGCCAAGCAUCCAGCCUUCUAUUCAGCGUCGCGUCUAGGAAGAAAUCUGAAAGACAGAUGCACAAAAACAGAUCCCGAGCGCGAUGAGCUCCAACAAAUGCUUGAUGACCUGAAAAACAAAUGGAAUUCAGUUCGUUCUGUGGUCUCAAAAAGUGCCUUUCAGCAUUAUGACCAUAUCUACAUUUGGUAUUGGAACAGUUAUCAAAACAAGCUGGACGAGGCGUUGCUGACAUCUGGCCGUGUGGCCGACGCUCUCAGCUCCAUGUUAGAAUGGCUGGGCAAGGUACAGAGCAGCCUGGGAGAGGACCAGCCCAUAUUGGGGGACCUGGAUACCGUCAGCAUGCUCAUAGAGCAACAUAAGGCAUUGCAGCAGGAGUUGUCUGCCCGUGAGCAGACGGUGGCGGCCAUGAAGGCCUCCGGUAACCUGCCCCCUGUUCAGAUGGAGGAGCUGACAUCACUGUGGGAAUCUGUGAACGCACUCAGUGACCUUCGGGAGAACAACCUCAAAGAGUCCCUGCAACUGGCUGAAGAGUUCCAGGGCGUGGUGCAGGUGAUGAGAGAGUUCCUUCCUCAGGCCGAGGCAGAGCUCAAGUUCAAGACUCUACCAGAGGACGAGGUUGCCAUCAUACAGCUGAUAGAGAAACAUGAGAAAUUUCAAGCAGAACUCCGCGGACACCAGGAUACCAUUGACAAAAUAAAAAUCCUUGCAGAAGAAAUUCUACGAAACUGUCACCCGAAUGCUAUCCGAUUUGUGAAAUACUAUUUGACAAUAACACAAACCCGUUGGGACCAGUUGCUACAGCGAGCUAAAUCAUUGGAGCAGAGACUGCAGGAGGCUCUCAGAGCCAUUCAGGGUAACGCAGCACUCGUGGAGGAGCUGCUGUCAUGGCUAACAGACGCUCAGGUGCUGCUCUCCACGAAGGAGAAGGACCCGAUACCCGAUGACCUCAGUGUGGUUGAGACACUGUGCAAGGAGCACGCAGAGUUCCACAAUGACAUCACAGCUAAGAACAAUGACGUGGAGAGACUCACCAAGAUCCUGCAGCAUGAACCAAAGUCUCCCGGUGGGCCCAGACAGUAUGGCAGUCUCUCACGUCUCAAUGAUAUGGAUAGCCAGAAUCCGCGGGUGGUUGCGUUACAGAAUCGAUGGAGAACCGUGUGGCGAAUGUCUGUAGACAGGAAGAAGAACCUUGAAGAUGCUUUAGACACUCUAAUGGAAAUGGACAGUGUGAAAAACUUUGACUUUGAGUUGUGGAAAGCACGAUAUUUGAAAUGGAUUCAGGCAAAAAAGAUGAGAAUAACAGACUUUUUCCGCCGCCAAGAUAAGGACGGUGAUGGGUUUUUAUCACGUGAGGAAUUUGUGAAUGGAAUGAUAACCUCAGGCUUCAGGACAAACAAAACAGAGCUGAAUGCAGUGUUUGAUCUCUUCCAAAGAGAAAACAGAGACUUCAUAGAAUAUCAGGAAUUUAUAGAAGCAAUGAAACAGAGACGUCAUCAAAAGGAGAGAACGCAUGGUGUGAACAAGAAUCUGUCUGACACAGAGUUGAUACACGAUGAGAUUGACAAGGAGGUGGCCCAGUGCACCUGUAGGAGUCCCCUUAGGGUGGAGAUGGUUGAUGAGGGCAAAUACAGGUUUGGAGAGAAGAGCGCUAUACGGCUGGUGCGGUUCCUUAACAGCACAGUGAUGGUGCGAGUGGGUGGUGGGUGGAUCACUCUCGACGAGUUCCUAGAAAACAACGAUCCUUGUAGAGGUCUAGUUCACCGUGUUAAUACGAAGCUAUAUGAAAGCUUAAAUGAUCUUUCAUUUAACAGUACACGAGGGCGAACAAACUUAGAUCUCAGAAAAACACUAGGUGGCGCUGAAACCCCGACCUCUCCCUCUCCCAAUGGGAGUUCAACGUUCAGAUCGCGCAGUGGUAGCGGUACUUACGGAUAUAAGUCACGCCCCAAUGACAACGGUUACUCGUCAUCAGCAUCAUCAGCGGGAAGUUCGGGUGAUUCAUCGUUACGACGUUCCAAGCAGAUGACUUCUUCAAUGGUCAAUCUUUCAGGCAACUCUAAUACUAAUUUUAUCAACUCGUUGCGAAAACAACCAGACUUUGGCUCAUCAGGCAGCCUGUCACGCACCAAGCGUCUCAGCAGCUCGUCCUCUAACAUCACGCCAACCAAGCCCCGCCCACCAUCGACCCCGGGCUCCAGCACCCCGCGCUUCAUGAGCCCUCGACAGCCGUAUGGGCGAUCAACCACGCCCACCCCCACUACGGCAUUCGGGCGCUCAACAACACCCACACCCCCAAGGACUUCCACUUCCAGCUCCACCCCACGGGCUUCCUCUACGCCCAAAGGGACGCCAUCAAGGUCCGGACAACAGACGCCCAAUACCGGGCGCACCACACCGACACCCACUGGGCUCAGUGGGCGCACAACACCAACUUCGUUGUCAAAUGGACCUCGACGUCUCCCUACCACACCGAAGCACCCGAAAGUAUAGCAGUAACGUGUAUAGCCUAGAUUUAAUUUAUAUAUUAAUUAAUUUUAAAUUUAAUUAAUACAUAUGUAUGGAAAAAACGUGGAAUAUUGCAUGUUACAGAUUUCAUUUACAAUGAGGUGUCUUCUGUUAUGCAUGUUGCAGGCCAUAUGGAGCACUUCUAUUGAAGUUGAAAGAUGGUUAUUCAUGAUUAAAAUACAUGUUAAUAGUAUGGAUUUCAGCUCCAUUAGUGUCAGUGAUGGUGACAAUGGUCACUGAUGAUGCAUUCCGUCACCAUUUAAGUGAAUGUUUUCAUCGGGGACUUGCAAUAUUCUGCUGGAAAGUGAAAUAAACCGGUUGACACAUUUUUGUAUCCAUCAAUUUGUUGUAAGUGCAAAAAGGAAAUUUAAAUAUUUUGUGUCUGCACUUUCAGCUUAAGAUCUGAUUGGUCUAUAUGCCAUGUUCUGAUAUUAAAAAAUGUACUGUUCAAAUUUUUACCCCUAUAAAUCAAUUUAUCAGUUUAAAUGCAAGGCGAAACUAAUUUGUUUAAGGCAUUAAAUUGUUUAGCAUAUCAUAAAGAUUGUAUUUUGGUUGUGUUUUAGCAAAAAUUGGGUUGUAAUAAUAUUGUUUGCUUUACACCCUGCCUUAUUCAUAUCAGUAUGCUAUACAUUUCAAUACAUAUCAGUUAGCUUGCCAUGUGUUACAUGAACUGUGUUGAACCCUUUCACACUAACUUAGAAGCAAAGAGAAAAUGGCUUUGUGCAAACAGCAUAAAACCAGAACAGCCUGUGAGUAACUCGCAGUCUGUUCAGGUUUUAUGCUGUUUGCUGCUCAUCAGUAUCUAAGGUUUGGAGAUAAAGCCUUAAGAACUUUAAUAUAGUAAGAAAGGUCUUAAAUGAAAUAUAACUUUCUAAGGGAUUACAAGUGCGUGAAAAUACAUAUCUAAGUGGUAAAGGGUUAAACCCUGUCCUUAUGUCUUUUUAUACCCCCACAAACGAAGUUUAGGGGGGUAUAUAGGAGUGAGCUUGCCUGUCGGUCGGUCCGUAUUAAGUGUCUGCUCUCUAAUUCAAGUAGUUUUCAUCCGAUCUUCACCAAACUUGGUCAGAGGUUGUAUCUACAUGAUGUCUAGGCCAAGUUUUAACAUGGGCCUUGUCGGGUCAAAAAUUAGGUCACGGGGUCACUGAGUGCGUUUUAAACAUUCAGCAUGUUGUUCGCUCUCUAAUUCAAGUAGUUUUCAUCCGAUCUUCACCAAACUUGGUCAGAAGUUGUAUCUAGAUGAUCUUAAGGCCAAGUUCGAACAUGGGCCUUGCCGGGUCAAAAACUAGGUCACGGGGUCACUUAGUGUGUUUUAAACAUUCAGCAAUUUGUCCGCUCUCUAAUUCAAGUAGUUUUCAUUUGAUCUUCACCAAACUUGGUCAGAAGUUGUAUCUAAAUGAUCUUAAGGCAAAGUUUGAACAUGGGCCUUGCCGGGUCAAAAACUAGGUCACCGGGUCACUUAGUACAUUUUACACAUUGAGCAUGGUGUCAGCUCUCUAUUUCAAGUAGUUUAAAUCCGAUCUUGAACACACUUGGUCAGAAGUUGUAACUAGAUGAUGUGUAGGUCAAGUUCGAACAUGGGCCAUGCCGGGUCAAAAACUAGGUCACGGGGUCACUUCGUGUGUUUUAAACCUCAUCAUGUUGUCCGCUCUAUAAUUCAAGUAGUUUUUAUCCAAUUUUCACCAAAAUUGGUCAGAAGUUGUAUCUUGAUAAUGUCUAGGGCAAGUUUGAAUAUGGGUCAUGCCGGGUCAAAAACAAGGUCACGGGGUCACUUAGGGCAUUUUAAACAUCACAAUGUUGUCCGCUCUCUAAUUCAAGUAGUUUUCAUCCAAUCUUGGUCAGAAGUUGUAUCUAGAUGAUGUCUAGUUCAAGUGUCGAAUAUGGGUCAUGCCAGGUCAAAAACUAGGUCAAGGGGGAUCUUAGUGCAUUUUAAACCUCACCAUGUUGUCCGCUCUCUAAUUCAAGUAGUUUUCAUCCAAUCCUCCCCAAACUUGGUCACAAGUUUUAUCUAAAUGAUCUCUAGGACAAGUUUGAACAUGGGCCAUUCCGGGUCAAAAACUAGGUCACGGGAUCACUUAGUGCGUUUUUUAACAUUCAGCAUGGUGUCAGCUCUCUAAUUCAAGUUGUUUACAUCCGAUCUUCACCAAACUUGGUCAGAAGUUUUAUGGAGAUGAUCUUAAGGCCAAGUUUGAACAUGGGCUUUUCUGGGUCAAAAACUAGGUCAAGGGGUCACUUAGUGUGUUUUAAAAAUUGAGCAUGGUGUCCGCUGUUUUUUGUGAAGACGACAUACAAAAUAUUAUGUGUCAAUGCGGCAUGUGGGGGUAUUCGUCACGUCUGUGACAAAGCUUUAGUUUGACAGUUUAUUCAGCUAUGAUGAAGAUAACUAUACAAAGUCAUGUGAACAGCAAAUUAAUUGUGAUUUGUUAACACAAUGGGCGGUUUUUAUGCCAUUCUGUUUACCAGAAUUAUUUAUGCAUGACUUUGUUUACUUGUUAUGUAAAAUUUAAUGUUAUAAAAACUGUGUCUAGGUAUUUUGUGUUCAAAAGCAUUCCAAAUGAUAUUUUUCUCAAUUGCUUACAUUCCAGUAUAAUAUACAUGCCCAUUUAAUGCUAGUUUAAAAUAUGCAAAUUGCAAUUUGAAUAUAGAUAUUCUGUACUCAAACUAAUACUGUUGCAAAUGAAUAGCUGUGCAAAUUUUGUUUAACCUGCAUGAAUUUUAAUGUGACAACUUGCCCACAAUGAAUAGCAAUGUCAAAUGACUGACAUACUCAAUAACUAAUUGUCUGCGUUCUGUUGAUCCUGCUCUGUUUACCCUAGAUAUGUUAUAGGAAAUAAUAUGCCAGUUAUGUGUACCAGCUUGCAGCUUUGUUCAUGGCGUUUGUUUUAUGUGUUCAUUUAAGGUAGCAUGUAUAUUGAACAUUUGAGGUCAUGUUUUUGAGUCUAACUUAAAGUUAAAUGCAUUUUUUAAAAUUUGAUUCUAAGGGACGAGCGGAAUACUACUAUCUCAUAUAAAUUAAUGUUUUACUGAUGCAAGUGUUUUGCACACAACUGAUCUUCAUAUAAACACGUGGCCUUUAUUUUUAUAAGUCGGGUAAAAAUGUGCUCAUAUUUAAUUUCUGGUAUGAAGUGAAUACAUGUGUAUGAUAUUUUCAAAGUUGUGAUCAUUGAAUCUUUGUAGUACCUGUAAUAUUGAUUUUCUCUGGUAAGCAUUUCUUAUAUGUUGAUUUCCUCAAUUUGCUUUUUUCUUAUUUAUGGAUUGCACAAACAUAAUUAGUGAUUUAUCAUUCACUUUAAAUGAAAGAAAGUGCAAAAGAUUAACUUAUUCUCACUGGUAAAAAAGACUGCAAUGUUCGUCUGUCACUGUCAAUUAGCUCUCAUUAAUUAUACUGCUCCCCCGAAAUUUAUUUUGGGGAGAGCAUAUAGUCGCCGCUUUGUCUGUCAGUGUGUGCGUCUGUCUGUCUGUCUGUCUGUCUGUCUGUCUGUCUGUCUGUCUGUCAGUCUAUCUGUCCGUCCGUGCACAAUUUUUGUACGGGCUAUUUCUCAGCAACUAAUGACCGUAAUUCAAUGAAACUUUAUGGGAAGCUUCACUACCAAGAGGAGAUGUGCAUAAUAUCAGCGGGUUCUGGUCGGAUGAUUUUUCACAGAUUUAUGGCCCUUUGAAAUUUUCUAUAAAAAAAUUAUUGUCCCACCAACUACUGUGCCCUCAAGACGUUUCCUUUUAUCUGAAUAUAUAGUGCAAUAUUGUGACAAAAAACAACUUUGGGGAGCAUCACCCGUCUCGGACGGUUUCUUGUUCAACUAGGUAUACAAGUGUUAAAUUACAGUAAAAUGGAUAGUAGAUAUUAGUCUACCCAGGACACAUGAGAAUUGCUCUGAGAAAACAGACCUUAAUGCAUGUGUGUUAAGUGUCUUCCCAGAUUAGACUGAGCAAUCUGCACAAGCUUAUCAGUGAAAACAUGUUCUCCUUUCUAAACAAAAAUCCAGUCUAGACUGAAAGCUUUGUCCCUGAUUGGCCUGUGUGGACUAUACAGGCUUAUUUUGGAAAACACUAUGUAAUUCAUUCAGCCCAGUGUUCUUAGAGUGAGGCUCAAAGUUCAACUUAGAAAAGUUUAAUAGUAAGACUGUAAAUACAAAUAUAGAUCAGACACAGUUGUUAAUUCACUACCUCAGCUUGCACAUUUUGUUACAAACCUGAUUACCGUUAAUGUUCUUUGCCAUGAGCAACUUUAGGUACAGAUUAGAAUCACUGUAGGACACAAAUUAUUGGAUAGGAUGUUAAUUAUUGACAGUAAUAACAAACAUUUUUUAGAAGGACAAGUUUCAUGUACAUUUUCGAAGUCAGUACGUUCCACAAUCAUACAAUGAUAUUAUCUCAUUUCAUAUGGGUAAUUUUCAAAUUGGUCAUUGCAAAUUAUGUAUUCAUAUCAUAACUUUUGUACAUUAGCCAUGUUUUUUGUAUAUAAUUGAUAUUUACAUAUGCUGAUGUGACCCAAAACAAAAUGGUUCGUGCGUGUAUAUAUUUUUAUUAAAUUUAUAUUGCAUGGCUACUUAUUUAUUCGCUGUGUUGCUUAUAUAUUGAUUUAAUGUAAUGUUUCAAUGGCAAAUUAUUUUACUUUAAUACAUCUGUGAAAAAUUCAGAAGUCUAAAACUGUGAAACAAAAUCAUGGAUCCUGGCAGAUGAUUGCAGACUGACAUAUCUGGAAAAUUUAAUUGUUUACGGAGGCUUAUUUACUGAGACAGCACACUUUUUCAUUAAGACGCAACAUUUUCUUCCAUUUUAAACAUCCGAAUCAUUCAUUGACCUUAAACAAUUAUGUGAUUUUUUUUCUGAUGUGUAUGUACAUUUGUAAUAAUUUACAAUUGUGUCACUAAUGUGUCAUAUAACAAGGGCUUCAAUUUCAACUAGGUGUUUGCACUACAUCAGUGAAAUCUUCCAUAAUAUUUAAAAUAAUAAUAUUGUGUGAAUACUUUUCAUAGUAAAAUAGAUGAUAAUG